Molecule: messenger RNA, 10345 nt
Organism: Catharus ustulatus (Swainson's thrush)
Lineage: Eukaryota; Metazoa; Chordata; Aves; Passeriformes; Turdidae
Gene: PLXNA1
Product: plexin A1
Exons: 32
Coding region: 499-6192 (1897 amino acids)
Biological process (GO): regulation of GTPase activity; positive regulation of axonogenesis; semaphorin-plexin signaling pathway involved in axon guidance
Cellular component (GO): semaphorin receptor complex
Molecular function (GO): protein binding; semaphorin receptor activity
Source: RefSeq, a predicted model, not a curated record
UGAGGCUAUUGACUACAUCAAAGGUUAUCCAUUUGAAAACACCAUUUUCCUCUGAACAGCGGCUAAUUGCUUCCUGAACAAUCCCAGGGUCUUUUGUAUAUACUCAGUGGGUAAAAUGAGUGACUCGAUGUCUUCUCUCAAGACACUGGUGACCGAACAGGGCGGAAAGGUGGAGAAGCCAAGGAAAAGCAGUGGGGCAGAUGCCUCUGGGAGGAUGCAUGGAUAAUUUCUUAAGUGGCUGCAAGGAGGGAAGGUUUUUUUUCCUUCUUCCCGCUCGCCGCCGAGUGAUCUGCUGGUGCCAGUGGAUGCCGGUGCCGGCAGCGGCGUGGCGACACGGGGCUAUAAGGAAGGCUGGGUUGACUGAACUGGCCGUGCCCACGAUGCCCUGAAUGCUGAGCGCAGCGGAAGCAGAGGAGAGUGUUUCCCAUUAGCUCCUCCUCCCUCCCCCAUCCCUUUAGUUUGGGUUUGUUUCUAUUUAUUUUGUGGCUGGGUUUGGGCAUGGCCUUGACUGGAUGUGAGGCUGCUGCAAUGUGGCUCCUUUGGCUCAAGCACCACUUGUCCAUCCACAUUUGGACCUUGCUGCUCUUGGGGAGCACCUGGCUACCGCUGGCGGAAGGCAGCCCCAAAUCUCCCUUAAGGACUUUCCCGGUUACAGACUGGAGCUUGACACACUUGGUGGUUCAUAACAAAACCGGGGAGGUCUAUGUGGGGGCUGUCAAUCGGAUCUACAAGCUCUCCAAUAACCUCACGCUCCUGCGGACCCACGUGACGGGGCCCGUGGAGGACAAUGAGAAGUGUUACCCUCCGCCCAGUGUCCAGUCCUGCCCGCACGGGCUGGUCACCACCAACAACGUGAACAAACUGCUGCUGGUGGACUACUCGGGGAAUCGGCUGAUUGCCUGCGGCAGUGCCUCCCAGGGGAUUUGCCAGUUCCUGCGGCUGGACGACCUCUUCAAGUUGGGUGAGCCCCACCACCGCAAGGAGCACUACCUCUCCAGUGUCAACGAGUCGGGCACCAUGUCUGGUGUCAUCAUCGAGGUGCUGAACGGGCAGAACAAGCUCUUCAUUGGGACGCCCAUCGAUGGGAAGUCUGAGUACUUCCCCACUCUCUCCAGCCGCAAGCUGAUGGCCAACGAGGAGAACGCGGAGAUGUUUGGCUUUGUCUACCAGGAUGAGUUUGUCUCCUCACAGCUCAAAAUCCCCUCAGAUACACUCUCCAAGUUCCCCACCUUUGACAUCUAUUACAUCUACAGCUUCAGCAGCGAGCAGUUUGUUUACUACCUGACCCUGCAGCUGGACACCCAGCUGACCUCUCCCGACUCCACGGGGGAGCAGUUCUUCACCUCCAAGAUCGUCCGCCUCUGUGUGGAUGACCCCAAGUUCUACUCCUAUGUGGAAUUCCCCAUUGGCUGCGUGCAGGACGGCAUCGAGUACCGCCUGAUCCAGGACGCCUACCUGACCAAACCUGGCAAGGCUUUGGCCAAGUACCUGGGCAUCUCAGAGCAGGAGGAUAUCCUCUUCACCAUCUUCUCCCAGGGCCAGAAAAAUAGGGUUAAGCCUCCCAAGGAGUCUGUGCUCUGCCUCUUCACGUUGAAGAAGAUCAAGGAUAAGAUCAAGGAGCGUAUCCAGUCAUGCUACAGAGGGGAAGGGAAACUCUCACUGCCCUGGCUCUUGAAUAAGGAGCUGGGCUGCAUCAACUCGCCGCUGCAGAUCGACGACAAUUUCUGUGGCCAGGAUUUUAACCAGCCUCUGGGCGGGACUGUCACCAUCGAGGGGACCCCGCUGUUUGUGGAUAAGGAGGACGGGAUGACCUCGGUGGCUGCCUACGACUACAGAGGACAAACUGUCGUCUUUGCAGGCACGCGCAGCGGGAAGAUCAAAAAGAUCCUUGUGGAUUUGCCAGCUGAGAGGAAGCACCAAGCUCUGCAGUAUGAGAAUGUUGUGGCCCACGAAGGCAGCUCCAUCCUGCGAGACCUGGUCCUGAGCCCUGACCGUCAGCACAUCUAUGCCAUGACUGAGAAACAGGUGACGCGCGUGCCGGUGGAGAGCUGUGAGCAGUACGAGAGCUGUGAGCUGUGCCUGGGCUCCCGGGACCCCCACUGUGGCUGGUGUGUCCUCCACAACAUCUGCUCCCGCAAGGACCGGUGCGAGCGCGCGGACGAGCCCCAGCGCUUCGCCUCCGACCUGCAGCAGUGCGUGCAGCUCACCGUGCAGCCCAAGAACAUCUCGGUCACCAUGUCCGAGGUCCCGCUGGUCCUGCAGGCCUGGAAUGUCCCAGACCUCUCGGCAGGAGUCAACUGCUCCUUUGAAGACUUCACCGAGUCAGAGAGCCGCAUUGAGGAUGGGAAGAUCUACUGCAGCUCUCCCUCUGCCAAGGAUGUCAUCCCCAUCACCAGGGGCCGCGGGGACAAGCGAGUGGUGAAGCUGUACCUGAAAUCCAAGGAGACGGGGAAGAAAUUUGCCUCAGUGGAUUUUGUUUUUUACAACUGCAGUGUCCAUCAGUCCUGCCUGUCCUGUGUGAACGGCUCCUUCCCCUGCCACUGGUGCAAGUACCGCCACAUCUGCACCCACAACGCUGCUGACUGCUCUUUCCUGGAGGGAAGGGUCAAGCUCUCUGAGGACUGCCCCCAGAUCCUGCCUUCCACCCAGAUCUACAUCCCCGUGGGUGUGGUGAAACCCAUCACCCUGACAGCCAAGAACCUGCCCCAGCCGCAGUCAGGCCAGCGCAACUACGAGUGCAUCUUCCACAUCCCCGGCAGCACCACGCGCGUCACGGCCCUGCGCUUCAACAGCACCAGCAUCCAGUGCCAGAACACCUCGUAUUUCUACGAAGGGAAUGACAUCAGUGACCUGCCCGUCAACUUGUCUGUGGUGUGGAAUGGGAACUUUGUCAUUGACAACCCCCAGAACAUCCAAGCCCACCUGUACAAGUGCUCUGCGCUGCGGGAGAGCUGCGGGCUGUGCCUCAAGGCCGACCCGCGCUUCGAGUGCGGCUGGUGCGUGAUGGAGCGGCGCUGCUCGCUGCGCCAGCACUGCCUGGCCUACGACAGCAGCUGGAUGCACGCCAGCAGCGGCAACAGCCGCUGCACCGACCCCAAGAUCACCAAGUUGUUCCCUGAGACUGGCCCCAGACAAGGAGGGACCCGUCUGACCAUCACUGGCGAGAACCUGGGCCUGAAGUUUGAAGAUGUUCGCUGGGGUGUCAAAGUGGGCAAAGUGGCGUGCAUCCCCAUCGAGAGCGAGUACAUCAGUGCUGAGCAGAUUGUGUGUGAAAUCGGAGAUGCCAGCCUGAGCAAGCAUGAGGCACGGGUAGAAGUGUGCAUCCGUGACUGCACGCCCAACUACCGGGCCAUAUCCCCCAAGACCUUCACCUUUGUGACGCCCACUUUCUCCCGUGUUGUCCCAGCCCGGGGUCCUCUCUCUGGUGGCACCUGGAUCGCCAUCGAAGGCACCUACCUCAACGCUGGCAGCAACGUGUCCGUGACCAUCGGGGGACGGCCCUGUGCCUUUUCAUGGAGAAGCGCCCGUGAGAUUCGGUGCAGGACUCCCCCAGGGCACACCCCCGGCGGCUCCCCCAUCCUCAUCAACAUCAACCGGGCAGAGCUGAGCAACCCAGAGGUGAAGUACAACUACACAGAGGACCCCACCAUCCAGAAGAUUGAUCCUGAAUGGAGCAUCAACAGUGGUGGGACACUGCUGACUGUGACUGGCACCAACCUGGCCACCAUCAAAGAGCCCAGGAUCCGGGCCAAGUACUGCAGCUCUGAAAGGGAGAAUAACUGCACUGUCUACAAUGACACCACCAUGGUGUGCUACGCUCCCUCCAUCGACAACCCUGUGCGGAGCCCUCCGGAGCUUGGCGACCGCCCGGACGAGAUUGGCUUUGUCAUGGAUAACGUGCAGGCGCUGCUGAUCAUCAACACCACCAAUUUUGUCUACUACCCAGACCCUGUCUUUGAGCCACUCAGCCCCACAGGGAUGCUGGAGCUGAAGCCCAGCUCCCCCCUCAUCCUCAAGGGCAGGAACCUGCUCCCGCCAGCUGCUGGUAACUCCCGCCUCAACUACACGGUGCUGAUCGGAGACACUCCCUGCACCCUCACAGUCUCUGAGACACAGCUCCUCUGCGAGUCCCCCAACCUCACUGGCCAACACAAAGUCACAAUCAAGGCUGGAGGGUUCGAGUUCUCGCCGGGGACGCUGCAGAUCUACUCAGACAGCCUGCUCACCCUGCCCGCCAUCAUCGGCAUCGGCGGCGGCGGCGGCCUGCUCCUCCUCAUCAUCAUCAUCGUCCUCAUCGCCUACAAGCGCAAGUCCCGGGAUGCCGACCGCACCCUGAAGCGUCUCCAGCUGCAGAUGGACAACCUGGAGUCCCGGGUGGCCCUGGAGUGCAAAGAGGCCUUUGCUGAGCUGCAGACAGACAUCAACGAGCUGACCAACGACCUGGAUGGGGCUGGCAUCCCCUUUCUGGAUUACCGCACCUACGCCAUGCGGGUUCUCUUCCCCGGCAUAGAAGACCACCCUGUGCUGAAAGAGAUGGAGGUCCAGGCUAAUGUGGAGAAGUCCUUGACCCUCUUUGGUCAGCUCCUGAACAAGAAGCACUUCUUGCUGACCUUCAUCCGUACUCUGGAAGCCCAGCGGAGCUUCUCCAUGCGGGACCGCGGCAACGUGGCCUCGCUCAUCAUGACAGCGCUGCAGGGCGAGAUGGAGUAUGCCACAGGGGUGCUGAAACAGCUCCUGUCCGACCUUAUCGAGAAGAACUUGGAGAGCAAGAACCACCCCAAGCUGCUUUUGCGGAGAACGGAGUCAGUGGCGGAGAAGAUGCUGACGAAUUGGUUCACGUUUCUGCUGUACAAGUUUCUGAAGGAGUGUGCUGGGGAACCACUCUUCAUGCUCUACUGUGCCAUCAAGCAGCAGAUGGAGAAGGGACCCAUUGAUGCCAUCACAGGAGAGGCUCGCUACUCCCUCAGCGAGGACAAGCUCAUCCGGCAGCAGAUCGACUACAAAAUGCUGACCCUCAACUGUGUGAACCCUGAGAAUGAGAAUGCCCCAGAGAUCCCUGUCAAGGUGCUGAACUGCGACACCAUCACGCAGGUGAAGGAGAAGCUGCUGGAUGCUGUCUACAAGGGUGUGCCCUAUUCCCAGAGACCCAAAGCUGGAGACAUGGACCUGGAGUGGCGGCAGGGCAGGAUGGCCCGCAUCAUACUGCAGGAUGAGGAUGUCACCACAAAGAUUGACAAUGACUGGAAGAGGCUGAACACCCUGGCCCACUACCAGGUGACAGAUGGCUCCUCAGUAGCCCUGGUGCCCAAGCAGAACUCAGCAUACAACAUCUCCAAUUCCUCCACCUUCACCAAGUCCCUCAGCAGAUAUGAGAGCAUGCUGAGGACAGCCAGCAGCCCCGACAGCCUGCGCUCACGGACCCCCAUGAUCACCCCUGACCUGGAGAGCGGCACAAAGCUCUGGCACCUGGUGAAAAACCACGACCACAUGGACCAGCGGGAGGGCGACCGGGGCAGCAAGAUGGUCUCUGAGAUCUACCUGACCCGUCUGCUAGCCACCAAGGGUACCCUGCAGAAAUUUGUGGAUGACCUGUUUGAGACCAUCUUUAGCACAGCUCACCGUGGGAGUGCACUGCCCCUCGCCAUCAAAUACAUGUUUGAUUUCCUGGAUGAACAAGCUGAUAAGCAUCAGAUCAAUGAUUAUGAUGUCAGGCACACCUGGAAGAGUAACUGUCUACCUCUACGUUUUUGGGUGAAUGUGAUUAAGAACCCCCAGUUUGUGUUCGACAUUCACAAGAACAGUAUUACUGAUGCCUGCCUAUCCGUGGUGGCUCAGACAUUCAUGGACUCCUGCUCAACUUCUGAGCACAAGCUAGGAAAGGACUCUCCCUCCAACAAACUACUGUAUGCCAAGGACAUCCCCAACUACAAGAGCUGGGUAGAAAGAUAUUAUGCAGAUAUAGCUAAAAUGCCAGCGAUCAGUGACCAGGACAUGAGCGCAUACCUGGCGGAGCAGUCGCGGUUACACCUCAGCCAGUUCAACAGCAUGAGUGCCCUGCACGAGAUCUACUCCUACAUCACCAAGUACAAGGAUGAGAUUUUAGCUGCGUUGGAGAAGGACGAGCAGGCGCGGAGGCAGCGGCUGCGGAGCAAGCUGGAGCAGGCGAUCGACACAAUGGCCUUAAGCAGCUGAGAAGGCGGCGGCGGCGCCAGCGUCCGGCAGGGGACGGACGGACGGACGGACGGACAGAGGGAGGGAUGGAUGAUGGAUAGAUGGAUGAUGGAUGGAUGGAGGAAGGAGCGGCCAGCGGCAGCCGCGGGCACAAGACUUUGGGGCUGGGAGCGGCCGGGCCCGCGGGAGCCGCCGCAGCUCCCCACGGACACACACGGAAACCUCGCGCUUUAGCGAAUAAAACACAAAUCCCGGCGACAGCAGCAGCGCCGACAGAACUCCCUGACCCACAGACAAACCCCCCAGUCCCAGCGGGAUGCAGCAGGGACCUUGCAGAGAGGCCGGGCAGAGGAGCAGGGGCCGCCCGCCCCAUGGACCUGCUGGGCACUCCCGGAGCCCAGGGCAGGGUCGGGACCGCGGGGCUUUCUCGGAAGGCGUUUGGAUGUUGUUGUUACUUCGGUGAAGGGAGGGGGGUGGGCUCCUAUUUUUACUGUACUUGACUUGCUCUCCCUUCCUUCCCCCCAGCUGUCCACCCCCUCUCCUCCUCCUCCUCUCUCCUUUUCUGUCUCUCCCCCCUUCUCUCUCUCUUUCUCUCUCUCUCUCUCUGGCCUUCUGCCACUAGUGUUAACUGCUAUAUUUGCACAAUUUACACGAGACAAACAAAAUUUUUAAUUUAAAGGAAAAAAAAUUAUAACAAAAAAUGGGAGGGAAAAAAAAAAUCCUGAAUUUUUUGCAAUGAACUAACAAAAACGAUUUUAAGAGAUAAGCUAAAGGACUGAUGCUGGGGAGAUAUGGGGUUGGGGCUUUAGGGGUGGGCAGGAAAGGGAGAAAUCCCUGAGCUUUGAUAUUUCUAAAAUACGUCCUGUGCCAUGUUUUAUUUGAAUGUUGUUUAGUGCGAAAAAAAAAAAUUGAAGAAAAAAAAAGUUGGGAGUUUUGUUAGCUGGAUAGAUGCUGUUAUUUUAAUGCUGCUGAGUGGUUCUGGAGGUCAAAAUCAGAGAGGAAGGGAGAUCCCAAGGCUGGUUUUAUUUUUCCUGGGUGAUUGCUGAGGGAUGGUCGGUGUUUUGUUGAGCUUGUCCUUGUUUUCCCGGUUUGGUGGCCGUGGGGUGGUCUGGGCAGUGCUGCUUGCUCCUGCUGGUCCUGGGAUGAUGUGGGGUGGAGGAUGCUUGUGGGGCCUUAUGGAGAGCCAACCUGGCUUUUUGUGGCAGGUUCUAUGGCACUGGAGCUGCCUUAACAAAGCUCCUUUAUGUUUAUUUUUCCCCAUCACCUUUUUGUGUGAUGCAGGGGAAGAGACCAGAUCCCCAGGGAAAGGGAAGGCAGCUCCUCUGCGCUCCUGACUGGGAUCCUGGCUGCCAGGGGGUGUCACCUGCUCUUCCACCUGGGGAGCCCAAACGUGUGCAGGACCUUCCACCCAAGACUGACCUUUCUUUCUCUGUCUUUUCCUUCUUUCUCCCCCUUUCUCUCCUUGCUGUCACCCUGUCUCCCCUCCACUGCCUCUGCCCUGACAGGGCUUCACUGGAGACCUAAGGUCUCUCCCUCAGCUUCCCCCUUGGAAAUGUCAGUUCCUUGUGGGUUUGUGCUUUCCAGAGAUGAAAAGGUGCUGAAUGCUGCUCUGAAUGGCAGCAGGUGACCAAAAACUUCCAAAAAAAGAGAGCAAAACCCUUUCCUUUUCUGUACUCAGAGCUCCUGUCACUGCCCAGGCCAUGGCACACGGGGCCACACUCUGCCAGGAGCGGAUGGCUGUCGAAAUCCAAGUGGAGAGAAGCCCAGCUGAUUUCUGUCCAUUCCCUUAAAUUGCAAGUUAAGGGGGGGAGAGGGAGAAAUAAUGAAGUUUUUAAUUAAAAAAAAAUAAUAAAAGUGUGUAUAUAUAUAUAUGUGGUUACAAUCUAAUUCUCGUGCCCCAGUGGGGUGCUGUAUAGUUAACUGAAGGAGAAUUGAACCGAUAUAAAAAUGAGAUGAAUUUACGCAGCCAGUUAAAACAAAACAAACAACCACUGCAAAAAAAACAAAUAAAAAGGAUACCAAAUGGUCUGGAAGGAACUUCCAAGCCUUGCUCACCAUGCAGAACAAUCGUUUGAAGCCUGCACAUCUCUCAUUAUGUUGUAAUUUUGUUUGGUUUUGUUUUGUUUUAAUAAGGAGGGAAAGGAGAGAAGAUGCUGAUUAAAAAAAAAAAGGAAAAAAAGAUGACAAAGAAUCCAACCACAACAGCAAAACUAUGUUUGAAAAAGAAUUUAUAAUUGUUUCCCAAACCUACGAACCCUGAGCUGUCGCUGGAUUUCUGAGAGCUGUGGGCUGUUGCAUGACUGUGCUAGAUUUUAGUCUGAGUUGAUCUUUUUAAGAAACAGAAGAAAAAAACCCAUAAAACAAAGAAACUGCGAGUAUUGAAUAUUAGAGGUUUGUUUAGACCUGUUACCUAUUUUUUUUAAUUUGAAAUUAAUUUGCCACUUUCUCGUCCAAAAGAAAAAAAAAGAAAAAGAAACAGCAAAAAGAAAGACUUUAGAGGUUCACAUCUCAAAUGUGGUACUUGGAGAGCCUUAAAGGACAGCUGUGUGCCCUGUGCUGGGGCCACUGCUGGCUGCCAGCAUCUCCCUGGGCGCUCUGGUGGGACAGAACCCUCCAAGGGUCCCUUUGUAGAAUUCACUGCUGCUGUGAUGGGCUGGAGGGGUGCCUGCAGCUCCCUUUGGUACAAAACUUCUUCCUUGUGGCAUUGCUGGCUGCGUGGUGCUGGUGGAGGUCCUGGAAAUCGCCUGGAGGAUGGCAGCAAUGCAUCGGUGGUCACUGCAGUGUGAUGGAAGGGGAGCGAUGGCUUUGAGGUCUCUGUCCAGGACUGCUGUGGGUUCUGCCUCUUGCAGUGGUAAGAGUGUCUUGGGGAGCUCUGGUUGCUGUUGAGGGAGCCAAGCACAUGGGUUUAGUGGUGGUUGAGAGGGGAUGGAGAUGUGUUUCUAAGAACAUCUCCCUGAAAAUUUCCCUUUUGACAAAGAGGGCUGGAAGCACCAUUAAUUGCUGAGGUCUAUUAGGCUGUUGCUGUCCCAGCAGCAACGCUGUGGGUGCUCCCUCAGCCAGGCUGGAGGGACAGAUGAGUUUUUUGGCCAUGGUGGGUGUAAGAUGGGUUUGGGCAGCAGAGAGGCUCCUGGGGAGGUCAUGCUGAGCAGGCUGGCAGUGCCAUGGUGUGGCUCUGCUUUCUGGGCUCGCCGUGUGCUGUGACCUGGCUCUUCCAGACCCCUGGUGAUGCUGCCUGCCCACAGUGUGAUCCUACAGAUUGGCUUCCUCCUGCAGAGCUUUGGGGUGUCUGCAGUUUGCUCCUCCAAAGGAUGCCCCAGCAGUUCCCCACUGCUCAGGCAUCCCCUUGCUGCUUCUAGAGGGGAGGGUGGUGGUCGGUGAGGUGGGCACUGCAGUGCUGCCUGCAGCCUCUGGCGCUUCUUGGUGCUACCUUUGCCUUCGCACGAUGCCCAGCGACCUUAAUUGUGCCAGGCAGCUGCCCACCCCUCCUUGACCGGCCUGGUGGGCUCAGAACUGGCCCUGUCAGACCCUGCCUCAGAAGGGGGAAAGGUGUGGAGAAGCUGGGAAGCAUCCACCAGACUCCUCUUACUGCUGGUGUAGCCCAUGCCCCAGAAUGGGAUGAGGUGGAGGAGCAUCCCUUGUUGUGAGCCUGCAUUUCUGGGCACUCCUGCUCUGCCCCCCACCAGAGGCAGCUGGACUGUGCAGGUUGAUCCCCCAGCACUGCAAACAAGGGGGUCCCUCCCUGCUCUCAUUGCCUUUCGCUUCUGUUUGGGGUUAAAAAAUGUGCAGUCCAGCCUGGAAGUGUCCCCUAGCAGGAGCCUGUGUCACAGCCUGGGGACAGGGAGCAGGGGGAGAGGUGUGGGGACCCCCAGGCUCACCCACUCCCGACCAAAGCGCACAACAAGCUGUCCUUUAAGGAGCAGGGGGAAACCUGAGGCGGACCCGGCGAGAGGCAGAGAACUCUAAAAGUUUUAGAAAAUAGGGGGAAAAAAAUGGCACUCCGGAGUCCUGAUUCCCUUUCUGUGAUUGUUUCAGACUUGAAGCAACAGGCCAGCACGGCUGGUCAAGCGCCCUUUGAUCGUGUAAAUAUCCUGCUAUUUCCUAUUUUAAUGUUCUUCAGAUUUAGUACUUGUAAAUAAACACAUGCAUCAAGGAGAGAUUAAACAUUUUUGCUAAA